GCAGAGGAUAACGCGACCGACGUGACAUUUUCAGUAUGCGGAGCUGCCUCCUGCCACAAACCCGAGAUCUUACGGAGCUUAUUGACAGCCCAGAGAGAGAAGAUCCGAUCAGUGCUGAAGGAAAGGAAUUCCCAAGUAUCCAUUGAUUUCUGUUCACGGAUGGGCUGUUUGCAGGAUGGCGGGUGCACAAUCCAUAGCGCAGUCAGCAGAUCCCCGCCUCUCGUGGAUGGAGGUAGCGCAUCUUAAGUCUCAAUUCCCCAAGUCGGAAACGUGUCCUGCAGAUGUCCGGUACAGAAACAAUUUUACCAGAACUGUUAUUCUCUGCCCCAAAACCCUUGCCUGAAUGGUGGGACUUGCACGUCGACUCUCACCGGUUACAGGUGUCACUGUUUCACUUCGUUCUUUGGGCCACGCUCCCAGCAGACUCAGAACAUUUCACGGUAACGGCUAUGCAUGGAUUCAUCCUAUCGGCCACUGCUCGGACAGCCAUCUAUCGCUGGAGUUCGUAAGCGACAGCACAGAUGGAUUGUUACUACACCGCGGAGAGUCAAGAGACAGUAAGAACUUCAUCGCAGUUGAGAUUACGAGCGGCCGGCUCCUUCUCAUCUUCAGACAAGACCUGACCCCGCUGAGGCUCGGCUUUCCAGAGCAGGAGAACGUUACAGACAGAACAGCAUCGGAUAGACCUGCGCAUAAAAGAUAAAGUAAGUUAAUCACAUCGUGAGCCAGACAUGUAAUUAAUGCAGCCACAGGAAAGCUUAAAUAUUCUCCUUUAAUCACAGAAGUAGAAUGAAGACGAAUCUUUAAGAGCAGACACAGA
Spea bombifrons (plains spadefoot toad) is the source of this 820-nucleotide messenger RNA. Its product is annotated as putative neural-cadherin 2. The transcript has 4 exons. Bases 344 to 703 code for a protein of 119 amino acids. The record is from RefSeq and is a predicted model, not a curated record. Lineage: Eukaryota; Metazoa; Chordata; Amphibia; Anura; Pelobatidae.